Molecule: messenger RNA, 5082 nt
Organism: Ruditapes philippinarum (Manila clam)
Lineage: Eukaryota; Metazoa; Mollusca; Bivalvia; Venerida; Veneridae
Product: alpha-actinin, sarcomeric-like
Exons: 22
Coding region: 141-2813 (890 amino acids)
Biological process (GO): muscle cell development; actin cytoskeleton organization
Cellular component (GO): plasma membrane; cell projection; cortical actin cytoskeleton
Molecular function (GO): calcium ion binding; actin filament binding
Source: RefSeq, a predicted model, not a curated record
CUCCGAGUUCUUCCGGUUAAGUGUCACGUGAUAACGUCGCCUCUGUCGGGGUGGUUAGGAUUUCCCCUCUUCUGAACAAAAAUAUUCGAUAUUUAGGACCAUUUAAAACGGAUUAAUCAGUGAAUUUAGAUGCCAUAAACAUGGCGAACGAAUACGAUUAUGACGAUGAUUACAUGCAAGGUGAAGAUGAGUGGGAUCGUGAACAACUUUUAGAUCCAGCUUGGGAAAAACAACAGAAAAAGACAUUCACAGCAUGGUGCAACUCACAUUUAAGGAAAGCUGGAACACAAAUAGAAAAUAUAGAAGAGGACUUUCGAAAUGGCUUGAAGUUGAUGUUAUUACUUGAAGUAAUUUCCGGUGAACAACUGCCCAAACCCGACAGAGGCCGUAUGAGAUUCCAUAAAAUAGCCAAUGUGAACAAAGCCCUAGACUUUAUUGCUGGAAAAGGAGUUAAAUUGGUUUCUAUUGGUGCAGAAGAAAUUGUUGAUGGAAAUGUUAAAAUGACACUGGGUAUGAUAUGGACCAUUAUCCUAAGGUUUGCCAUCCAAGACAUUACAGUUGAAGAACUGACAGCUAAGGAAGGCUUGUUGUUAUGGUGCCAGAGAAAGACAGCUCCAUACAAAAAUGUUAAUGUGCAGAACUUUCAUCUUAGCUGGAAGGAUGGUUUGGCCUUCUGUGCUUUGAUACAUCGCCAUAGACCAGAACUCCUAGACUUCUACAAACUUUCGAGGGACAAUCCAUUGGAGAACUUGAACACAGCUUUCGAUGUUGCCGAGAAACAUUUGGAUAUCCCACGCAUGUUGGACCCAGAAGAUAUGGUUAACUCAGUCAAACCAGAUGAGAGAUCAGUUAUGGCCUACGUCUCUUCAUACUACCACGCUUUCUCAGGGGCACAACAGGCUGAAACAGCUGCUAACAGAAUCUGUAAAGUGCUGAAAGUGAACCAGGAGAAUGAGAGAUUGAUGGAAGAAUAUGAAAGACUGGCCAGUGAUUUAUUGGCAUGGAUCAAGAAAACAACACCCUGGUUGGAGAACAGAACCACAGACAAUACUUUACCCGGCACACAACGAAAGCUUGAUGAAUUCAGAGAUUACAGACGUAAACAGAAGCCCCCUAAGCUUGAAGACAAGGCCAAACUGGAAAAUAGUUUCAAUACUCUCCAAACACGACUCAGACUUAGUAACAGACCAGCAUAUCUUCCAACUGAAGGAAAAAUGGUCUCCGACAUAGCAAAUGCCUGGAAAGGUUUGGAAUUUGCAGAAAAAGGCUUUGAGGAAUGGCUACUUUCAGAAUUACAAAGAUUGGAGAGAUUAGAUCAUCUUGCACAGAAGUUCCGUCACCGUUGCGAGAUCCAUGAGGACUGGGCCGAGGGUAAGGAAGACAUGUUACAGAGUCAAGACUUCAAGAGAUGUAGACUUAAUGAUGUUAAGGCAAUGAAGAAGAAGCAUGAAGCGUUUGAGAGUGAUCUAGCAGCACAUCAAGACAGAGUAGAACAAAUAGCAGCCAUAGCACAGGAACUUAAUGCUUUAGAAUAUCAUGAUAUAAUAGCUGUUAACAAACGUUGUCAACUUAUCUGUGAACAAUGGGACAGACUUGGAACCCUCACUGCAACAAGGAGGGUAGCCUUAGAUGAAGCUGAAAAUAUAUUAGAAAAGAUAGAUUCACUUCACCUUGAGUUUGCUAAACGAGCAGCACCUUUCAAUAACUGGCUGGAUGGAGCCAAGGAAGAUCUGUUAGACAUGUUUAUUGUACACACAACUGAAGAAAUUCAGGAAUUGUUUGAGGCACAUGAACAGUUCAAGUCAACACUUCCAGAAGCAGACAAAGAAUUCAAUGCUAUUAUGCGUCUUGCCCAGCAAGCACAAUCUCUCUCGUCUUCUAUUGGCAUCAGCAACCCAGAGAAUCCAUACACUACCGUUGAUCCUAAGGAUAUCUCUAACAAAUGGGGAGAUGUUAAACAGCUGGUGCCACAGAGAGAUGGUGUUCUCUCAGGAGAGAUGGCCAAACAGCAAAAGAACGAACGUUUGCGACGUGAAUUUGCUCAAAAGGCUAACGUUGUUGGUCCCUGGAUCGAGACACAGCUUGAUGCCGUAGCAUCAAUCACCAUACAACUGAAGGCAUCUCUAGAAGAUCAGUUGAACAAACUUCACCAUUACGAGAAAUCUGUGCAGCAAUAUAAACCUCAUAUGGAUGACUUAGAAACUAUCAACCAGGAAGUACAGGAAGCAAUGAUCUUUGAGAACAGAUAUACACACUACACAAUGGAGACAUUGAGAGUAGGUUGGGAACAGUUGUUGACAGCCAUAGCCAGAAACAUAAAUGAAGUUGAAAACCAGAUCUUGACUCGUGACUCUAAGGGUAUAAGUGAAGACCAGAUGAAUGAGUUCCGUGCCUCAUUUAACCACUUUGACAAGAACAGGACUCGUAGAUUGGAGCCAAAGGAAUUUAAGGCGUGUCUUGUCAGUUUAGGUUACAAUAUCAGAGAAGAUAGACAGGGUGAUGCAGACUUCCAGAGAAUCAUGUCUAUAGUAGAUCCUAACCACAGUGGCUACGUAACGUUCGAGAGUUUCCUUGACUUCAUGACUAGAGAAACAGCAGACACCGACACUGCUGAACAAGUCAUGCAGUCUUUCAAGAUCCUUGCAGCAGAUAAGCCUUUUAUCACAGCACAGAUAUUAAGACAAGAGUUGCCUCCAGAUCAAGCUGAGUACUGUAUACAGAGAAUGGCCCCAUACAGUGGACGUGAUGCUGUACCUGGUGCUCUAGAUUACAUGAGCUUCUCUACAGCACUGUAUGGUGAGAGUGACUUGUGAGAAUGUUAAACUACUAUAGUGCCAUUCACAUUGUCAAAUUUGGUCCCAGGUGAUCACUUGUCGUCUGUAAUUGCUUCUGUAGCAUAGGAAGAGCUGGAGUUCUCCCCCUUUGGACCUGUCCUUCAUGCAUAUCAUGUGACCUGAUUGGUGUGUUGUUUCAAAAACUUUUUUAAAAAAGGAGUGAUGUGAUGAUAAGAUAUGCGAGAUGACCUUUAACCUGAGAUGUUGGCCAAUGGAAAAGGAAAUUAUAAACAUUUUGGGAUUACAAACAAAAGAUACAUAAAGGAUUUAAUGAUUGUAUUACACCCAUCAUAUAACAUGUUAAACUUCAUAAAGAUACAUGAUAAAGUAAGGUUUUUUAAAGACAGAACAGGCAUCUAUAUUGCAGAAGUGUUUACAGGGAGUUAAAGGCACACCACAUAUAGUCAUGUUGUGGAGUAAAACAGACAUCUAUGCAUGGAUUGGUACUUUACAUCAUUGUAUAUUUGAUUGUAACCUUCCAAACCAGUUUUAACCUCAUGUUUUUGUUAAACCAUCAACAUGUAUUAUGAGAAAAAAAAACCUAUAUAAUACAGCUCUAUACGUUAUAUGUAAUUUGUUAUAAUAGGAAUUUUUUAUAUAAAUUCACUCACUGGCAGGACUUGCUACAAUACCCCAGUAUAGAAAUGGUUUGACCUGUCUCACCCACUCUGCUUGAACUUUUUCUAUAUCUGAUCAGAGGGCAUUUUAUAAUAAUAUUCAAGAUUGGACUGUCAGUGGGUUGGUUUUGGUGUUUUUAUUUAAUGAGAGAUAAAAUUUGUAUCAAUUCUGGAGGCUGUUUCUUUGGGGAUUUCUUUUUUACCAUCUGUGCUAUAAGGCGAUAUAAUUACAUACAUACAUACAUACAUACAAACCAAUGGAACUGUUCCAGCUUUGGUAAAAAUGUUAUUUCUUGGUAAUAACUUAUCGGCGACUUGUAAUCAAUCCUCGAUUUUUCAAACAGUAUAUUACAAUUUUUAUUAGUUCAAUAGCUUACAUAUAUACUGCUUUUAUGAUUAAAUAAUGAAGUUAGUAUUUAGUUAUUUUCAAUUUGUUGUAAGAUAUUCACUCUGUAUAUAAUUUAUAUGAAGCACUGCCGCUAUGUAGCUUUUAUAAUAUAGGUUAAUAAUAGGUCUUUUAUUUCUAAUCUACUUCAGAUUCUAUAUAAGCAAUUCUAUGAACGAGACAAGAUAUCUGUGCAAUUUGGCAAUACAAACUGCAUUUGUAUGAAUAUAUACUGACCUUUGAUGUACGUUAUAGCAGGCUAUGUUCAUGUAACUAAAUUAAAAUCAAAAUUUCACUUGUUCUGUUGUUUAAUCGAAAUAGUUUUUCCGCAUUUAAUUAUUCUUAUACUGACUUUAUUGUUGAUCUGACUUGUUCAUCAGGCAUUUAUAUCUUUGCUUGAAAUUCUUGACAACUUCUGUGGGGCUUGGAGUUUAGUGUUGAACCUUUAUAUCAUUUUAAUAGAGUGUAAUCUUCAUCUACCUAACACCACUGUUUAUGAUAGGGAUGUUUUUAAGGGUGUAUUUACUUUGCUGUAUUAGUUUAUUUUUACAAUAGUUAAAUUCUUAUUUUUAACAACUGUUGGCUCGUGUGAUACUAUAGUCCAAACAUUAAUCUCUUUAACAUAAUAACCAAAAAAAAAGUUCUGUGCACAGAGUAUGUGUAUGUGUUCCUACAGAUUGAUUGUAAUGGUACAGCUACCAGACUAGAGCUUGUGACAACAUCGUAGCUCACAGAUCAUGAAUAUGUGCACUGUUAAAUAUGUCAUAUUAUUGUACCAUCGUAGAAGAAAGCGGGACUCGAUAUUAUAAAAGUUUGCUACCUAUACCGUUUAACAGUCUGUGGUAAGAUACACACAUGUUCGGAACUUUUAAAACACAUACCCCUUUAACGAUAAAACAACACUCUAAGCCAAAAUGAAAUAUUUUUUAAAGAAAAAAGUGCCUCGAUACAGCCUGCAUUGUCUUGUAUUGUACUAUUGAUCUAUAUGGUAUUAUAAUCAAAAAAUGGUAGAUACUAUUUUUAUGACUGUAUUUUAUAGGUAAACAUUUUAACAUUACUCUGUCGUCAUCAUUUCCUCUCAUUGAUAAGGCUGCUGAUGAUUGUCAUGUUAACAUUACUUUUUUUUUUGCUUAUGCUAAUAAAUACAUAGGUACCCAUUAGCCUAUUUUAUAUAUGAAUGAAAGAAGUCAUGACUUAACCAGUAAUUUAAAUUGGAAUAAAAUGAAAUAAAAAACAUAAAAGUGUA